AGCACACUCUCUUACAUCCCUUCAGCUCGCGGUCAGACCUCUGUCGUGCAGGAUGGCUGAAUCUUACGUGCGACACGUGGAAAUGUUAGGCUUUGAGAAAAGAUUCUUUCCCAGCCAGCACUAUGUUUACAUGCUCCUGGUUAAAUGGAAUGAUCAAUCUGAAAAGCUGGUGUACAGACGCUAUCCAGAAAUCCAUACAUUUCACAAAGCUUUGAAGGAAAUGUUCCCAAUUGAGGCAGGAGACAUUGACGGAAAUGACAGAAUCAUUCCCACAUUACCAGCUCCCAAAUGGCUCGACAACCAGAAAACAACAGAGACGAGGCAGGUGACUCUUGCUGAAUACUUUCGUUCCCUUCUCAACUUGCCUCCGAAGAUCUCCCGCUGUCAGCUUGUAUGUGACUUCUUCAAAAUGCGGCCUGAAGAUGAAACUCCACCAGCACCGCACCCAUACAAAAGAAACGAGACCUUCAUUAUGUCCACAAACAGAGCACGGAGCAACACCACAUCAGAAAUCACAGGGCCCAUCAUGCUUGAAAGCUACAGAGUGAUUGCAGACUAUAGCAAGAGCUCAAAGUAUGAGCUCUCUCUAAAGAUGGGAGACAUGGUGGACAUUGUGGAAAAAAGCCCAAAUGGCUGGUGGUUUUGUCAGUAUGAGUCCAGGAGAGGCUGGGUGCCAGCUUCAUACUUAGAGCCUCUGGAUGGAGCAGAUGAAUCAGAGGAACCAGAGCCUAAUUACACAGGAGAGCUCUACAAAACCACUAAAGGGUAUAAAGCUGUCGAAGAGGAUGAGUUGACUCUUGAGGCAGGAGAGAUAAUCGAGGUCAUCCAUAAACUUCUUGAUGGGUGGUGGGUGGUCAGGAAAGGAGAAGAUACGGGCUUCUACCCAUCCUUGUUCCUGUGCAGGACGGGAGAGAGGAAAGAGGUGGAUGCGGAGAAGGAGGUGGUCAGAAGAGCAACACCACCACCCAGAAGGUCUACCAUACGCAAUGCCCAGAGCAUCCAUCCUAAGGGACGUCAGCGAAUCAGUCAGGACACCUAUCGAAGACAGAGUCGAAGGUUCUUACAGCAGCGAGGCAGACUGAACUCCCAAUCCAGGAAUGGGACACGAUCUCCACUGCAGGAGAGGAAGACAAACAGAGAGAACAUCGCAAAAUCAGGCUCUCCUCAAGCAGAAGAUCUGGAUGAAAGUAUUCCAGUCAUUCCUCCGCGGCCCAGUCCUCAGCUCAUUCUGGAGCGCUGCACUGAGAACACAUGCAAGAGAGUCAGCAUACAUGAGGCCAACUGAAGUGAUUGAGUUAUGAAGCGAUGUGUUAAAUCUCGACUUGAAUCUGUUAAAAAUGGUCACAGGCAUUCAGAUACUUGUUUAAACAAAUUCUAUGUUCAUUCCUGCUUAGGCCAGAACCUGUUAUAAGCUAUGUGUGUUAGACAUUUUAUAAGUGUAACGUUUAUGUCUACAAGCCAACUAGCUAUACUCCAGUACGCAUUUUUAUGACUUAGUGUUUGUCUCUAUUUUUGAUGUUUUUGUAAACAGUGACAAAUAAGUAAAUAAACAAUAGUUUGCAAAUCCAA
Sinocyclocheilus anshuiensis is the source of this 1569-nucleotide messenger RNA. Its product is annotated as neutrophil cytosolic factor 1-like. Lineage: Eukaryota; Metazoa; Chordata; Actinopteri; Cypriniformes; Cyprinidae. Bases 53 to 1285 code for a protein of 410 amino acids. The record is from RefSeq and is a predicted model, not a curated record. The transcript has 11 exons. Gene Ontology annotation, molecular function: protein binding; superoxide-generating NADPH oxidase activator activity; phosphatidylinositol binding. Gene Ontology annotation, biological process: respiratory burst; superoxide anion generation. Gene Ontology annotation, cellular component: cytoplasm; NADPH oxidase complex.